AUUUGAAUUCUGUUUCUUUAUUGUAAAGCUGUGUUUUUUGUAUUCUUUUUCUUUUUCCUCUCUAUUUUCUGACUUUCAUUUUAAUGGUUGGAGAGUCACUUUCAAGUUCUGAGAUGGCUGAGUUGGGUACUGGGGAGUUUUCUUCUUGACCUCUUGUUUUUUGUGGAGCUGUCUUCUCACUAGCGUUGCAGCACCUCUAGCACACUUAUGCAACCAAGUGCAGGGUGCUUAGUACCACUGUCUUGUUUCUUUUAUCAGUGAGCUUCCAGAUUUGGAGUAUCUCUCCUCAGAGAUAAUUUGGGGACAAUAAAUGGAAUUGAAUAAUUGGUUGUCUUGAAGAAUUAAAUCAAUGCUGAUGGAGCUAAAUUGGAAAAUCACUCUCGGUUUCGUCUUUGCAUCGUUCUGGUUUCGAUCAAUAUCAUGCGAUGAGUUCGGAAGACUCAGAUGGGCAUGUAUAUGCGACCCCAAUCCUCUAGAACCGCAGAAUUACACUCCCACGAUCAAUUGUUCUACAUCUUGUGAUUGUGUCCUUGAUGGAGAAAGAUGGAAUUGUUCGUGCUCGUCUGAAGGUUCAUCUCCCAAGACUCCAGGCUACAUCAAAGACGCCGGUUGUUUUUCUGCUUGCAAUUGCACAUCUGACAUGCUAGAAUCAUCGACAGCUGCAAAGAAGCCUUUCUCUAACAAAGCCGUUAUAGCCGUCCUCCUACUCUGCGGCUUGCUCACAACGAUUGCAGUUUUUGCUUCUGCAGCAUGCUACUGCUAUAAGAAGGACAAGCUCUCUGUCCAAACAAUUACAACAUUAUCUGACAAGGAAACAAGUUGGAACAGUAGGAUUAACUUGAUGAGUGAUCAGUCUGGUUCAUUCCAAGGGUUUCCUGUCAAGAGCCCAAUCAUUGCAGGUCUUUUCCGCUGGCCGUCAUGGUUGGGAAGUGAAAAAGGAGCUAUACCAGGCACAAUCACGCAAUUUUCUUAUGUGGAAUUAGAUCAAGCGACCAAUAAAUUUUCAAAUGAUAAUCUCAUAGGAUGCGGGGCAAGCAGCGAUGUAUACUAUGGCAAACUUAGAAAUGGAAGAGCUAUUGCUGUUAAGAAACUAAAGCCGCCUGCAGGGCAAGAAGACAAUGACUUUCUGGCUGAGAUUGAAAUGCUAGCAAGACUAAACCACUGUCAUGUAGUACCUUUGCUCGGAUACUGCUUAGAGUCCCAAGGAAGACAAUCUGUGAAGCUGCUAGUUUUUGAGUAUUUAGCGAAUGGUAAUUUGCGUGAUUGCCUGGACGCAAAAGGAAAGGAACCCAUAGACUGGGAAACCCGUGUUGCGAUUGCCAUCGGAGCUGCAAAAGGCUUGGAAUAUCUUCAUGAAGCAGCUGCUCCAAGGAUAUUGCAUCGAGACAUCAAGUCCACCAACAUUCUUUUAGAUGACAAGUACAGAGCUAAGAUAACUGAUCUCGGUAUGGCCAAACGGCUAAUGGCUGAUGAUAUCACAAGUUGCACGAACUCUCCAGCGAGAAUGUUAGGGACUUUCGGAUAUUUUGCCCCUGAGUACGCUAUCGUGGGAAAGGCUACACUAAAAUCAGAUGUUUUCAGUUUCGGUGUGGUGGUUCUGGAGUUGAUUACCGGUCGGCAACCUAUACAGAAAUCAUCUAACAAGACCCAUGAAAGCCUUGUAAUGUGGGCAAAGGCUAGGUUGCGAGAUAGUACGCUGGUUGUUUCAGAGCUGCCUGACCCUGUUCUGAGAGGUAAGUUCCCAGAAGAGGAAAUGCAAAUUAUGGCUCAUUUAGCUAGAGAAUGCCUGCAAUGGGAUCCGGACUCUCGACCAACGAUGAGUGAAAUUGUUCAAAUACUCUCCAUAAUUUCGCCUGAUAAAACCAAGAGGAGAACCUUGCCUGCAAGUUUAUUCAUGGCCAAACAGGGUUCAUCAUCUUCAUCCCAGAGUAUCAAGAGCAUUCCUGAAUCAGAUAGAAUUGACGGUGGUUCCCUUGGGAACAUGGAAAGGAGUUGUCCGUCUUCAGUGAGAUGGAACGCGCGGAGCUCAUGGCCUCUGGCAGUUGAUAGAUAUAUUUGCAAGGCUCCACAGAACAAUGCAGAAAUGAUACUAUCAGCUGAAUACAUGGAGAGACUAAUAUUCUUGACAUCAAAGGGAAACCAUAGCGGAAGGGCCUCCGAUGAUGGAACAGUUGACCUAACCGAACCCCGUUUUGAAUCAUUUGUGUCGUCAAAUAUUCGGUCACUUUGAUGAAAAGAACAUCACCAGAAGCAGCCUGAAGUCUGCUUGUAUAUAUGUUUUAUUUUAUUUUAUUUUUUUCCUUAUAGGCACAGAAGGAAACAGAAGGGAUGGAAGAAAGAAAUGUUAAGGCUUGAUUCUAUUUGAUCAUAUGAAGUUCCACUUAAAUGGUCACUAUUCAUUGUGA
Dioscorea cayenensis subsp. rotundata (Guinea yam) is the source of this 2405-nucleotide messenger RNA. RefSeq names its product receptor-like serine/threonine-protein kinase NCRK. Gene Ontology annotation, molecular function: protein kinase activity; ATP binding. Gene Ontology annotation, biological process: protein phosphorylation. The transcript has 11 exons. NCBI's taxonomy places the organism in Eukaryota, Viridiplantae, Streptophyta, Magnoliopsida, Dioscoreales, Dioscoreaceae. Bases 350 to 2230 code for a protein of 626 amino acids. The record is from RefSeq and is a predicted model, not a curated record.